This is a messenger RNA of Zerene cesonia (dogface butterfly), 850 nucleotides long. It is a transcript of the gene Foxg1, whose product is annotated as fork head domain transcription factor slp2-like. Bases 1 to 708 code for a protein of 235 amino acids. Gene Ontology annotation, biological process: regulation of transcription by RNA polymerase II. Gene Ontology annotation, molecular function: sequence-specific double-stranded DNA binding; DNA-binding transcription factor activity. NCBI's taxonomy places the organism in Eukaryota, Metazoa, Arthropoda, Insecta, Lepidoptera, Pieridae. The transcript has 2 exons. The record is from RefSeq and is a predicted model, not a curated record. Gene Ontology annotation, cellular component: nucleus.
AUGUUUCCGCACGCGGCUUUGCCCGCUCCGUCGAAGGAAAUUUUAUUUGGAAAGAGACGUUUCAUCGCGAACCGGCAGGGCUGGCAGAACUCCAUCCGCCACAACCUGAGUUUGAAUAAGUGUUUUGUUAAAGUGCCGCGGCAUUACGACGACCCCGGGAAGGGCAACUACUGGAUGUUGGACGCCUCCGCCGAGGAUGUGUUCAUCGGAGGCACGACUGGCAAGCUCCGCCGGCGGUCAGCUCUCAACGGCCGGUCGCGGCUGGCUUGCUUCAAGCGGCCUCUGUUCCCUGGCGGCCCCUUACCGGCUGGCUAUCCGCCAACAACCUACUCACAACUAGUCGGUCUGUACUCCCAGCUGCUGUACCAGCGGUACGCGCCGAUGCAAAUGAAGACGCCCCCCGUCACGCCCAGCGCAGUUCACCCUGCAUUCAGAAACGAAAUGAACUACCCGAUGCAGUAUCCUACAGGAUUGUACUCUGAGAGGUUACCUUCCAGUCAUUUCUUGGGGCAAUCGCCUCUCCUCCAGAGCUCCUUGCAGAGUUCUCCAAUGUUAUCUCAGACCUCGCCGCUGCUACCCCCAUCACCCCCUAUGAUGCCACACUCACCUCCGCACUCCGGCGCGUCGAGUCCAGAGCUACCCUCGCCCUCGCACCACCCCUUAACGCCACACAUCUACAAACCCGUAACAGUCCUGACACGACAGUAAACCUAAAGAGGCUGAAUAUUAUAAUUAUAAUUAUCUGUGAUUUAGUUCUAAUGCCUGUGGAAUAGUUGAAGGUAAACAUUGCAAUAUUAUGUGUAACUCAUCUUAGCAUUCCGCUUUCGUUUGUAAAUAUAAAGUGUAUAUU